UUUGAGUCGGCUCGUUCGUUUCUUCUUCUUCUUCUUCUUUGCUUGUUUUCAAUUUUGGAUCUAUAACUUGGUCAUUUACUCCAGGAAAUACUUGCCGAUGCCUUAUUAUUGGUGUACUUUAUUUUGACAGUCCAGCCGGAGGUGGUAUAUCAUUGGAAUGUUUGGCUUAACCCUGAGCUAGACGUACACCCCGUGAUCUCCAAAACAACACAACAAAGUGGCGCAAAGAAACAUGGCGAGCGCCGAGGAGUCACGAAGACGCCCCUCCGUUACAUCGUCUUCAGUCGGCCUGGAGGCCCUGUUUCCCGCCGGCACGUCGGCGCACUCUUGUGGCGAAGGGAACCCGGAGCUCGAGCGACUGGGGGAGCGCAUUCAAGACUGGCUGUCACCGUACGAGCCUGCAUUGCUGUGGCUUCAGCGGCUGCUGGUGUGGGAGAGGCCGCUGUACAGCAUCUCGGUCGCCCUCACGCUAAACACGUUAUUCUGGCUCCUGUCAUACACUUCCCUGCGCCCACUUUUCCUGUUGAGUGUGUCCCUCCUGGGACUGAUGCUGCUGGAGAGAUGGAAGCCCAAGUUGCUCACCGUUACUAUUCCACGUGUAGAGGUUUCCCCCAUUCAAAGUGACUCGAUGAGCACAAAGCAGCGGCUGCUCAGCGUUCCUGAGCUCAGUCACCACCUUGCGGAAAGUUAUCUGACGUCUUCUCUGUUCCUGCACGAGACACUGCAGUACAAACGACAGAAUCACGGCAAGUUCUGUGCAGUGAUGUGCAGCGGCUGUUUUGCAUUUGCGGUUGUCGGACAUUAUGUUCCAGGAAUCAUGAUCUCUUAUAUCAUAGGUCUUAGUGUAAUUCUGUGGCCACUAGUGGUGUACCACGAACUGAUCCAAAGGAUGUACACCGGCCUGGAGCCCAUCCUAAUGAAACUGGACUACAGCAUGAAGGGACACACAGAGCCUCGCAAGCAUGACAAGAGAAAGGUGAAGAAGGAGGUGGAGGAGGGCGACGAGCCAAGAGCUGAAACGGAAAGCGAAAGUGAGGAGGAGCUCUCCUGUUUUGCCCCAACGGUGGAUGUUAAGACUACGGCCCUGGCAAUGGCCAUCACAGACUCAGAGUUGUCUGACGAGGAGGCGUCCAUAUUGGAGAGCGGUGGCUUCUCAGUUUCCAGAGCUACGACGCCCCAACUGACUGAUCUCUCUGAAGACCUGGAUCAACAGAGUUUACACAGUGACCCAGAAGAGUCCUAUCUGCGGGAUCUGCCCGAAUUUCCCUCCGUUGAGGACUUUCCGUCCUUCGAGCACAACCUCCUGCGCUUUCCGUUGCAAGGGUCGGGCCAAGGUGACAGAUCCCAGGCGAGCGCUCCUGCAGAGGCCGAACCGUUUAGCCCCGCCAGCCUCCUCAUCCAGCACCUUGCAUCCCCUCUUCACUUUGUGAACACUCACUUCAAUGGCCAUGGGAGACCACCUGGCACUGAGGUGGCCGUGUUUCCGGCGACAGGGGAAGGAGCAUCGGGCCAGGGAGGAGAGGAGAAGGGAGCUGCUGUUACCCAAGGUGCGCAACGGUCACUUGAGGCCCUGAGUGAGGAGAUUGUCAGCACAGCCAUCUCCACUGUGGUGCAGAACACUCUGUCAGCACUGCUACGCUCCAGCGAGGCCAGUGAGGAGCCCGUCCUGGCCGAAUUCCUUCCUCAUGAAUCCCCCCCAGGCGUUAUGGAGACCUUCAUCGAAGCCACCGAGACCGCUAGCCCCGCGAUGGCGCAGGUGCUGGGGCCUGACGAGGACCUGGAGACGCUAACCACAGAGAGCAUCACUGGUGGUGACACGCACGAUGAUACGCUGGUUGCUACCGAAGAAGAGGAUUUUGAGCUUCUGGACCAAAGUGAACUCGAGCAGGUGGAUGAGGGGCUGGACCUCAGCCCUGAAAGACUGCUGGUGGGGGGAACCUCGGAAGCUCCACAGCAUCAACAUCAGUCAUAGCUUCCCUUUUGCCCCCCACCCCCACCCCGACCCCUCCUAUUCUAAUGUGUUUUGUUUUUAAUUUGUCCAUUACAAUUACGUGAUACCCAGCACUACAUCCAAAACAUUUAUCAAAGAAUGUGUGAUACUGUUGGUGCCCGACAGAAGCUUGAGCUGUCAGCAUUUCAGAUCUGGCCUCUGAGAAUUGAAAUUUGCUUCGUAAGCAAAUUCCCCGUGUUGAAUAAACCUGCUGUCAGAAGCAGGUGUUUGUCCAGAUGUUGUUACAGAGAUUAGGAUUACAAUGCAGUAUGUGCUCUAAAUUAUUUCAUUUAACUGUUAGAUGGCAUAUUUAUCUGAGGGUGAAUUAAAAAACAAAUUCUUGCACCCCUCUAAUGAUAUUGCUGACAUGCCAUAAGUAAAGUAAAAGUAUUCGCUUUAUCUAAUCAGCCGCAUUGAGUCAUAGUUGCGCUUUCACGUGUUGCCUGGAAACGGAAACUUUGACAAUGUUGGAUGUUGAAAAGAUCUUUACCCACACAGGUAAUUGACCUAAACAGCUUUCCUCUGUGGUUGGUGCCUCGGUCUUAACUAAUAAUUUGCUAGUAGACUCUAAUUUUAUGCCACAUGUCAUUGCUACAGGUGAGGUUGAGUUCUUAUAGUUAUCCAUUAUUUACCAACUAAUCACAACAAAUACAUUGCGUGCCAUGCAUUACACAUGAACUAACCAUUCGAAAUAAGUGUAGGUUUUGCUUUAACCGCUCAGCAUCCAAAUCUCAGGGGGCAGGGUGUACAAAUUGGCUCGCAGUGUUGUGUUCAUUUCCCAACUUGUCCUCGUGAACUGUAUUUGUACUAACCUCCCAGUUUACCAACCUGCCAGUGUAUAUUGUAGAAAUAAUCAAAAGAAAAAUGGAAUUGAUAUAUUCCGCAAUAUUCUGCAUGUAAAACAACACUUUCAUUUCUCAACUAUGUGCUGCACAAUGUGUGGGGAAAAAUACAUGUGAAUGUUUCAGGUUGAAGUCAGUUUCUUUAAUAUUUACCAGUGAGCGGAAUAUAUGUUUGGUAUGUCCUCAUUACAGUGACCUGUAAAUGAAGAACAAUUGAUAACAUUCAGAGUUUGACAGACUAAUUUGUGUUUGGUGGUAGUGUGCUUACAAGAUUGCUUAACUCAUUUAAAAAAAAAAAAAAAAAAAAAAAGACACCCGUUGAACUGUUAACUUAAAAGGAAUAUAUUUUCUAAGUUCUCUUUUUUUCCAUAAAGUACUCAGUUUGAUCUUUUACAUCUUGAGACUAUCAAAAGCAAAACACAAGUUUGUACAGGCAAGGUUUAUUAUAAUUAAACUGGUGAAUUGAACGACAACUCCGCAUGACAGUGAGAGAAUAAAAGAACAAACUGAAAAGCA
Messenger RNA from Phycodurus eques (leafy seadragon), 3348 nucleotides. RefSeq names its product reticulophagy regulator family member 2 (gene retreg2). Bases 233 to 1972 code for a protein of 579 amino acids. NCBI's taxonomy places the organism in Eukaryota, Metazoa, Chordata, Actinopteri, Syngnathiformes, Syngnathidae. The record is from RefSeq and is a predicted model, not a curated record. The transcript is spliced from 9 exons.